This is a messenger RNA of Penicillium verrucosum, 2100 nucleotides long. RefSeq lists its product as uncharacterized. Gene Ontology annotation, biological process: regulation of DNA-templated transcription. NCBI's taxonomy places the organism in Eukaryota, Fungi, Ascomycota, Eurotiomycetes, Eurotiales, Aspergillaceae. Gene Ontology annotation, molecular function: DNA-binding transcription factor activity, RNA polymerase II-specific; zinc ion binding. The transcript is spliced from 2 exons. Bases 1 to 2100 code for a protein of 699 amino acids. The record is from RefSeq and is a predicted model, not a curated record.
AUGGAUGGCACCGUGUCAAACCAAACGUCCACAGUGCGCGUGUCGCAGCGUCAGCCGCAAGCCUGCCGAGAAUGCACGAAGCGCAAACGCAAAUGCGACAAACAAAAUCCCUGUUCGAGAUGUAAACGGUUGAACCUGAAGUGCUCAAUAGAAGUCGUCCAGCUUAGACGCAACGCUGUGCAACAUGGGUCAGAAAUUCAGUUUUUACGUUCGCUUUUGGUAGACGUUGAAUCGUCUCCGCCUGAUCCAGUACGCCAUGUUGUUCAAAAAAUUAAAAAUCGAAUAUUUCGGCUGGAGACCGGCCAAGAUCCUACGGAAUCAGAUGUAUCCAACCGUACUUCCGCACAAGAGGAAUCAAGUACAACUGAGGACCGUGCACCUAGCAAAGUGUCGCUUAGUUCAACUGAAAACACCGCACAUCAAAUUGACUCGUCGCUUCUCACAGCUAUUGAACAUCUUGCUUGGGGUCGUAAUUCCGCCGGGUGCUUCCCUCACAGGACGUGCUCGUGCCAGUAUCGCAAAGAUGGACUCCAAUCCCUAUCAGGCCCUUUCCCAGUCAAUGGACUCAAUCCAGGGCUGGACUCCUCCUUUCCCAGCACUACCGACGCUCAGAAGCUGAUCAAGUUCCAUAUAUGCCAUGUGGCCUGGCAUCAUAAUUGCAUCCAUGGUCCAACAUUUCUCGAGCAAUGCGAGUUAUUCUGGGAGACUGGGAGAUUUGAUGACCCUUUAUGGCAAGCUCUGUACUUUUCUAUCUUGAGUGCCACCGUCAGCUCAAUUCAAAAUAGUACGAAAGUGAGAGAACUUGUUCAUGUCGACCUACAGGCAAUACCAUCUACACAACAGCUGUUCUCUGCUAUGGUACAAACCCUCUACAACUCACAUUUUCUCAGCAAUCUCUCCAUAUACUCUGUUCAAGCAAUCGUCAUAUCGACUGAGGUCGCUCAUAAUCUUGGCUUGAGUGAACUGAACGCGACUUUAUUCAAUGCUGCUGUACGCAUUGCCGAAUGCCUCGGGAUCCACAAGAUUCAGGAUCAAUCAACAAAACCUGCUGAAAACAAAGAUGAAUGGGAUGAGAAGGUGGGACGAGAAGUCGGAAAGAGAGUAUGGUGCCAAAUGAUCAUCCAAGACCAUUUCGCCAUUCCUUUUACCGACACCUACAGCAUCUCUCCGAUGCAUUUCUCGACAGGUCCCCCCAUGAACGCAGACGACUAUGACUUGACAGAUAUGCCUAUCACAUCUCCAACCAUAAGCACGUACAUCCGUGUGCUCGUGAAUCUGGCGGAAUUGAUGCCCGGUCUAGUUGACGGAUUGGGUCCAAUGAAAUCCCGAAAGCCUAUUCGAGAGCAAUACGAACAUAUUCUGCAUAUAGACCAGAAAAUGAGAGGCAUUGUGAAAAACAUACCCCCUUUCCUCCUGCGCGUCGAUAAGACCAAGGAAGCACAAAUUCCAUGGCUUGCUAUCGCUCGACGAAGUCUCGCUAUCACUGCAGCCGAGAAAAUUAUCAUGAUCCAUCGGCCGUUUCUCUUCCGCUCUUUCAACGAUCAAACAUAUAUCUAUUCAAGACGUACCUGUGUUGCCGCUGCAAUGACAAUUUUGCGCGAGCACGAGGUAAUCAUAGGAGAAGGGGAUAUCUCGAUAUGGACUCAUACAGCUUUUGCGAUUACCGCUGCAGUCAUUAUGUGCUUCGAGGUGAAUGCAACUGCAGAGACCCAGGUCGCUAUCGCCCAAACCCACAAGGAUGCAAUAGUCGCGGCUCGCACCCGCCUUGCAGAUCGAACUAAUGACGUGCUGGCUCAGCGAGGUGUCGCGUUGAUCGAUGCUAUCUUUACUGCCGACAUAACCUCAGACUCUGCAGGACUUGGCAAUAAAAUGAUUGAUUUUGGCCAAAUCCUGGCUAAAUUCUCAACAUUUACGAGAAUGAAUCUUGGGCCCGAUACCCUUGACACAUCCGUUAGCAGGUUCUCGAAUGCUGAUCCCCAAGAUAUAAUCGGUGCUCACUUUAACGAAAUGCAGCCGGCAUGGGAUACAGCCGAAUACAUCGAUUUUGAUGCAUGGUUCAAUGAAACAUUCCACACUCUACAUGACCCACUUCAGUUUUAA